This is a messenger RNA of Pestalotiopsis fici W106-1, 852 nucleotides long. RefSeq lists its product as uncharacterized. The transcript is spliced from 3 exons. The record is from RefSeq and is a predicted model, not a curated record. Gene Ontology annotation, molecular function: pyrroline-5-carboxylate reductase activity. The coding region runs from base 1 to 852 and encodes 283 amino acids. Gene Ontology annotation, biological process: L-proline biosynthetic process. Lineage: Eukaryota; Fungi; Ascomycota; Sordariomycetes; Amphisphaeriales; Sporocadaceae.
AUGGUCAAGUUGGAAGAAAGCAAGAUUAGCUUCAUUGGCGGAGGCAACAUGGCCGCAGCCAUUAUCGGCGGCCUGCUCGCCAAGGGCACCAAAAAGGACAACAUUUGCGUGUCGGAGCCGUGGGAGGUGAACCGUGACAAGAUGGCCGCGCUGGGCGUGCGCACCACGACAUCCAAUGUCGAGGCGGCCCAGGACGCCGACGUGGUCAUUCUGGCCGUCAAGCCGCAGGUGGCCAAGGGCGUGUGCCAGGAGCUCGGCGGCUCGUGGGCAAGCCGCAGCUCGCUGCCCGUCGUCGUCUCCAUUGCCGCCGGCAUCACCCUCGUCAGCCUCGUCGACUGGUUCAAGGGCGCCGACGGCCGCACCCCGCACGCCGUCCGCGUCAUGCCCAACACCCCGGCCCUGUACGGUGAGGGAGCCUCGGGCCUCUUUGCCAGCUCCGAUGUCACCGAGGACGAAAAGACGCUCGUCACUGGUCUCUUGAGCAGCUUCAGCAAGGCGACCGAGUGGGUCGACAAGGAGGAGCUCAUUGAUGUUGUCACGGGGCUGUCGGGCUCUGGACCCGCCUACUUCUUUGCCAUGGUUGAGCACUUGAUUGCCAGCGCCACGAGCCUGGGUCUAUCGGAGGAGCAAGCAACACGGUUGGCCAUUCAGACCUGCUUCGGUGCCGGCAAGAUGCUGGUUGAGUCGUCAGACAGCCCGGCCCAGCUGCGCAAGAACGUCACCAGCCCCAACGGAACCACACAAGCUGCGCUGGAGAGCUUUGAGGCUUCGGGAUUCAAGGAAAUUGUUGACAAGGCUGUCAAGGCCGCGACUAGCCGUGGUGAGGAGCUGGGAAAGAUCCUUGGGCAGUAG